This is a messenger RNA of Cygnus atratus (black swan), 3387 nucleotides long. It is a transcript of the gene ADCY3, whose product is annotated as adenylate cyclase 3. Lineage: Eukaryota; Metazoa; Chordata; Aves; Anseriformes; Anatidae. Gene Ontology annotation, cellular component: plasma membrane. The record is from RefSeq and is a predicted model, not a curated record. Bases 1 to 3387 code for a protein of 1128 amino acids. Gene Ontology annotation, biological process: cAMP biosynthetic process; adenylate cyclase-activating G protein-coupled receptor signaling pathway; intracellular signal transduction. The transcript is spliced from 20 exons. Gene Ontology annotation, molecular function: adenylate cyclase activity.
AUGCCCCGGCACAGGGCGUUCUCCGAGCCCGAGUGCUCGGCCGAAUACUCGGCCGACUACUCGGUGAGCCUCCCGUCCGACCCCGAGCACGGCGUGGGUCGGACCCACGAGGUGACGGUGCGAAGCUCGGGGCCCUGCCUCUGCCUGCCCCGCUUCAUGCGCCUCGCCUUCGCCCCGGAGUCCCUGGAGAACCUCUACCAGACCUACUUCCGACGGCAGCGCCACGAGACCCUGCUGGUGCUGGUGGUCUUCGCCGCCCUCUUCGACUGCUACGUCCUCGGCACGUGCGCCGCGGUCUACGCCGCCGACAAGCUGGCCCCGGCGUUGGCGGCGGCGGCCGGCUUGGCCGCCCACGUGCUGCUCUUCGCCCUCUGCAAGUACCGGCUGCUGCCCGAGCGGGCGGCGCGCCGCUUCCUCCCCUCCGUCCUCUGGGUCCUCAUCUUGGCCCAGAUCUUCUGCUACCUGGGCCUCGACUUCUCCCGCUCGCCCGAGGCCAGCGACACGGUGGGCUGGCAGGCCUUCUUCGUCUUCUCCUUCUUCAUCACGCUGCCGCUGCGCCUGGCGCCCAUCGUGCUCAUCACCGCCGUCUCCUGCGGCAUCCACACGCUGGUGCUCGGCGUCACCGUCGCCCAGCAGCGCCAGGACGCCCUGGAUGAGGGCGCGCUGCUCAGACAGCUCCUGUCCAACGUGGCCAUCUACCUGUGCGCCAUCACGGUGGGCACCAUGUCGUACUACAUGGCCGACCGCAAGCACCGCAAGGCCUUCCUCGAAGCGCGGCAGUCCCUCGAGGUCAAGCUCAACCUGGAGGAGCAGAGCCAGCAGCAGGAGCGGCUGAUGCUCUCCAUCCUGCCCAAGCACGUGGCGGAUGAGAUGCUGAAGGACAUGAAGAAGGACCCGAGCCAGAAGGAGAUGCAGCAGUUCAACACCAUGUACAUGUACCGCCACGAGAAUGUCAGCAUCCUCUUCGCGGACAUCGUGGGCUUCACGCAGCUCUCCUCGUCCUGCAGCGCCCAGGAGCUGGUGAAGCUCCUCAACGAGCUCUUCGCCCGCUUCGACAAGCUGGCAGCCAAAUACCACCAGCUGCGCAUCAAGAUCCUGGGCGACUGCUACUACUGCAUCUGCGGGCUGCCCGACUACCGGGAGGACCACGCCGUCUGCUCCAUCAUGAUGGGGCUCGCCAUGGUGGAGGCCAUUUCCUACGUGCGGGAGAAGACCAAGACGGCGGUGGACAUGCGCGUGGGGGUGCACAGCGGGACGGUGCUGGGCGGCGUGCUGGGCCAGAAGCGCUGGCAGUACGACGUGUGGUCCACCGACGUCACCGUGGCCAACAAGAUGGAGGCAGGAGGCAUCCCAGGGCGCGUGCACAUCUCGCAGAGCACCAUGGACUGCUUGAAGGGCGAGUUCGAGGUGGAGCCGGGCGAGGGGGGCUCUCGCUGCGAGUACCUGAAGGAGAAGGGCAUCGUCACCUACCUCAUCGUGGUGCCCAAGCAGCCCCUGCGCAACGGCAUCAAUGGGGUGAAGCUGUCCCUGACCUCGUCCCACGGUGGCUCCCCGCUGCUCGUCAACACCAAGGAGCGCAACGGCAGCGUCAGCGUGGCCUGCGCCAGCCCCGACGAGUCUGAAGAGCCCGACGCCAGGGCGAGGGGCACCUUGGAGAGCGGGGAGGAGGAUGGAGAGGCGGUGAACCCCUCCUUCCCCAACCCACGGCGCCGGCUGCGGCUGCGGGACCUGGCCGAGCGGGUGAUCGACGCGUCGCAGAACGAGCAGGAGCUCAACAAGCUGCUCAACGAGGCCCUGCUGGAGCGCGAAUCUGUCCAGGCGCUGAAGGGGAAGAGCACCUUCCGGCUCUCCAUGCGCUUCAUCGACCCCGAGAUGGAGACGCGCUACUCGGUGGAGAAGGAGAAGCAGAGCGGGGCUGCCUUCAGUUGCUCCUGCGUCGUCCUCUUCUUCACUGCCUUGGUGGAGGUCUUCAUUGACCCCUGGUUGGUGGCCAACUACGUGACCUUCGUGGUGGGGGAGAUCCUGCUGCUCAUCCUUACCCUCUGCUCGCUGGCAGCCAUCUUCCCCCGGGUCUUCCCCAAAAAGCUUGUGGCCUUCUCCACCUGGAUUGACAGGACUCGCUGGGCACGCAACACCUGGGCCAUGGCUGCUAUCAUCAUCGUCACCAUGGCCGACAUCGUGGACAUGCUCAGCUGCUGGCAGGACUACGGCGGAAUGGGCAACGGGACAGCGGUGCCACCACGGCCGGGCGGCUGCGGGGAGCAGCCCAAGUACUACAGCUACAUCGCCCUGCUGGCCCUGGUGGCCACCAUCAUGCUGGUGCAGGUCAGCCACAUGGUCAAGCUGACCCUCAUGGUGCUGAUCACCGGGGCGGCCGGCACUGUCAACAUCUACGCCUGGGAGCACAUCUUCGACCAGUAUGACCGCCGCCGUGGCCAGCAAAGCGCCAGGUCAUCGCUGGUCCCCUCCAAGUACUCGAUGACGGCCAUGAUCUUCAUCGUGAUGCUCAGCUUCUACUACUUCUCUCGCCACGUGGAGAAGCUGGCCAGGACCCUCUUCCUCUGGAAGAUCGAUGUCCACGACCAGAAGGAGCGGGUCUACGAGAUGCGGCGCUGGAACGAGGCCCUGGUCACCAACAUGCUGCCCGAGCACGUGGCCCGGCACUUCCUGGGCUCCAAGAAGCGUGACGAGGAGCUGUACAGCCAGUCCUACGACGAGAUCGGCGUCAUGUUCGCCUCCCUCCCCAACUUCGCCGACUUCUACACGGAGGAGAGCAUCAACAACGGGGGCAUCGAGUGCCUGCGGUUCCUCAACGAGAUCAUCUCCGACUUUGACGCGCUCCUGGACGAGCCCCAGUUCCGCUGCAUCACCAAAAUCAAAACCAUCGGCAGCACCUACAUGGCCGCUUCUGGAGUGACCCCCGACGCGAACGCCAACGGCUACGGCACCAAGAAGGAGACGCUCUCGGAUAAGGAGCGCUGGCAGCACUUGGCCGAUCUGGCUGACUUCGCCUUAGCCAUGAAGGUGACGCUGAUGAACAUCAACUACCAGUCCUUCAACAACUUCAUGCUCCGCAUAGGCAUGAACAAGGGCGCCGUGCUGGCGGGCGUCAUCGGCGCCCGCAAGCCGCACUACGACAUCUGGGGCAACACGGUGAACGUGGCCAGCAGGAUGGAGUCCACCGGCGUGAUGGGGAACAUACAGGUGGUGGAGGAGACCCACCUCAUCCUGAAGGAGUACGGCUUCCGCUUCGUGCGCCGCGGGGCCAUCUACGUCAAGGGCAAAGGGGAGCUGCUCACCUUCUUCCUCAAGGGCCGGGAGAAGCAAGGCUCCUUCCUCAACGGGUCGUCUGUCACCCUGCCCCAUCAGGUGGUGGACAGCUCCUGA